CGCGGAGCGGAGCGGCGCGGCCCCGCCCGGGGCGCGGGGAGAUGACGUCAGCGGCGGGCGGCGGGCGGGCGGCCAUGGUGCGCGGGCGCUGAGCGGCGCGGUGGCAGCGGCAGCAUGUCGGGGCAGAGCGCCGUGUCGGACCCCCAGCACCCGGCGCGGCUGCUGCGGGCGCUCAGCUCCUUCCGCGAGGAGAGCCGCUUCUGCGACGCGCACCUGGUGCUGGACGGCGAGGAGAUCCCGGUGCAGAAGAACAUCCUGGCGGCCGCCAGCCCCUACAUCAGAACAAAAUUGAACUAUAAUCCUCCAAAGGAUGAUGGCUCAACAUACAAGAUUGAACUUGAAGGAAUAUCUGUUGAUAUCAUGAAAGAGAUACUAGAUUACAUCUUCAGUGGGCAGAUCAGGCUAAAUGAAGAAACUAUCCAAGAUGUGGUACAGGCAGCUGAUCUCCUGCUGCUUACAGAUUUAAAAGCUCUCUGCUGUGAGUUUUUAGAAGGUUGUAUAGCUGCUGAGAACUGUAUUGGUAUUCGGGACUUUGCACUACACUAUUGUUUGCAUCAUGUUCACUACCUUGCCUCAGAGUAUCUGGAAACUCACUUUCGAGAUGUCAGCAGCACAGAGGAAUUCUUGGAACUGACUCCAAAAAAACUGAAAGAAGUGCUGUCAAUGGAAAAGCUCAAUGUCGGAAAUGAAAGAUACGUCUUUGAAGCGGUGAUUAGGUGGAUUUCUCAUGAUGCAGAAUCAAGAAAGGUUCACAUGAAGGAUGUUAUGUCAGCAGUGUGGGUUUCGGGCUUAGAUGCAGCCUAUCUACGCGAGCAGAUGAUGAGCGAGCCGCUGGUCCGGGAGAUCGUCAAAGAGUGCAACAACAUUCCCCUGACGCCCCCGCAGCAGGGAGAGGCCAUGCUGGCCUCCUUCAAGCCCAGGGGCUACUCCGAGUGCAUAGUGACCGUUGGGGGAGAGGAAAGGGUGUCACGGAAACCCACCUCAGUGAUGCGGUGCAUGUGUCCUCUUUAUGAUCCCAACAGACAGCUCUGGAUUGAGCUUGCUCCGAUGAGUAUUCCACGGAUCAAUCAUGGAGUAUUGUCGGCAGAAGGAUUUUUAUUUGUGCUUGGUGGUCAGGAUGAAAACAAGGCAACGCUAAGCUCUGGAGAGAAGUAUGAUCCAGAUACCAAUUCAUGGAGUUCCCUGCCACCGAUGAACGAGGCACGGCAUAAUUUUGGUGUGGUAGAGAUUGAUGGAAUUCUGUAUAUUCUGGGAGGUGAGGAUGGUGAAAGGGAGCUAAUCUCUAUGGAGAGUUAUGAUAUUUAUAAGCGGACCUGGACCAAGCAGCCAGACUUGACCAUGGUUAGAAAGAUUGGCUGCUAUGCAGCUAUGAAGAAGAAAAUCUAUGCAAUGGGUGGAGGCUCCUAUGGAAAACUCUUUGAAUCUGUGGAGUGUUAUGACCCUAGGACUCAGCAAUGGACAGCAAUUUGUCCUCUGAAAGAGAGAAGAUUUGGUGCAGUGGCCUGUGGAGUUGCCUCUGAGCUUUACGUGUUUGGUGGGGUCAGAAGUCGCGAUGAUAGUCAAGCCAGUGAGAUGGUGACAUGCAAAUCUGAAUUCUAUCAUGAUGAGUUUAAAAGGUGGAUUUAUCUGAAUGACCAGAACUUAUGUAUCCCAACUAGUUCUUCUUUCGUGUAUGGAGCUGUGCCUAUUGGAGCCAGCAUUUAUGUGAUUGGAGAUCUUGAUACAGGUACAAAUUAUGAUUAUGUGAGAGAAUUUAAAAGGAGCACGGGAACCUGGCAGCGCACAAAGCCGCUGCUUCAAUCAGACCUCCGCCGUACCGGCUGCGCAGCUCUGCGGAUUGCAAACUGCAAGCUCUUUCGACUGCAGCUUCAACAAGGAUUAUUCCGCAUUCGCGUACAUUCUCCAUGAUCCCUAUGCUGGAAGUGGCGGAGACUGGAAGAAUUCUGCGCUGUCCACCAUAAUAUAGCUCUAUAUAAAGGAAAAGCUGAGAAAUUGCAACUGAAACUUACACUGUAUGCUGUGCUUUGGUAUGGUAACUGUUUUUGUUUUAAAUGCUUAAAAAGCUUGAGUCUCAGUUCAUGUUUCGGGGACAAAUAACUCUACGUAUACAUUAAAAGAAGAGAUAUAAAAAUGAGAUAAGGAAACACCUUCAGUCCUAACCAUUUGGAGUUUAAACUGUGUUAUUGAAGGAGUUUCUUUGUGUCUGAAACUGGUGGGAAUUGGUAUUCCUUUGACGAAGUUUAUGGGAAGCAAAAACGAUUUAAGGUGCAUUUCCCCUGAGGGGAAUUGAUAAGAAUAAAUGUGCUAUCUUGGACUGGAUAGCUAUAAUGCACAGAAGCUAUAUGAAAACCAACCUCUCUGGUAUACUGCAAAGACUGUUGUUUGACUGUAAUGCCAUAGGAGAUGUUGGUUGUUGCACCAUUUAUUUCUAGUCCUUCCUCAAAAGUUAAGGUCUGUGCCUAAAAAUGGUGGAGGUGUACAUAUGUUUUUCAUUCAUUUGCAAUGUUUUCAUUCCUAAGAAUAUUUUUAAUAUAUUUAAAAUGGACUAAUCUAAAACAGAUACAAUACACUACAGAUAAGUAAACUGUUUUUUCUACGCUGUCAUUCGAAUAGCCUGACGCACUGGUGUACAGAUGGGUGGCAUGCAUUUCUUUGAGGAUUUUGGAGGCUGCUUUCUUGAAGUAAAGGGAAAACUAAUUGGAACGGUUCAUGACGACUGCUGCUCUUGGUAAAAGACAACAGAUCGUGACAAAUUAAAGAAAAUAGGUUGUAUUCCUUUUUACUUCAGAUGAUUUGCUAACUAAGAGUCAGGUUUUUAAGACUGAGGAUUGUAGGAAGGUGCAUUUUAUCUCUGUUAGAACAAAGGUGGCAUGUGACAAGGAUAUACUUGUUUUGCAGAAAACAUGAUUUUUGGACCAUCAGUUAAGGAAAAUUGUACAGCAACUUUAAAUUGGGAUCAAAAGCUGGUUUACUAAAGACUUUUAUGCUAAGGUACAAAGUCUUGUUUACUACUGUUUGACUUUGAAGGCUGGGUAUUAUGGUGUGGUUAUAGUGAAGAAUUUAGUAUCUUGCAUUUUAUUUCUUAAGUCUUGUUCACAUCAGUAGUGAUAUUUAAUUGACUUAUUUGUAGUAAAGAUCGGCUGGUAGAACAUUUUACCUCACUUUUUGAUUUCAUUGUUGUCGUUUAUGAUAGGUGGGAUAUAACAUAUAUUUAUUUAAAAAGAAUAAAAUGAGAGAUGGAAAUAGAAUUGAAAUUUCCUGCCCAUCAGAAAAAAGAGACUUUAUAUUACCAGUAUUAUAACUACGUAUAGUACUUUCCAUUCUGCAACUUUGUGGACCUCAGACAGAAGCCAAUCUUUGCCCUCAGUUUUGUUAGUGUAAAUGUUUGUCGUCAUUAUAGAUCUGCUGAGAUGCAAUCCCAAAUUAGUACAAAAUCAUUGUAUUUAAAUAUUCCUUUAAGAGACAUUCUAAAACUUACUCCUGCUCAUAAUCCUUCUAUAAGGCUGAUUCCUUGUUGGAAUUACUCUGGUUCUGAGUGGGGUGGGGUGGGAAGGGCGCAGCAGCUAACCCAUUGACCACUAUUUAUUUUUUUUAUUUCUUGUAAUGCUGAAGUGCUGCAAGACUUGAACUAUAUACAUCAGUUUUCUGGCCUAUAUUAGUUGGCAUAUUAGAAAGUAUAUAUAUUUAUGCAUUGCAGUAAACUUGGUGUGUGUAUAUAUGUUUUAAGAUUUUAAAUUUAUAUAUAAUGCUUUAUUACAGAAAUGUGAACCACUAAUUCUAUCUUCAGCUGUCUUGUGAAAGAAAUCUCAAGUACUGUUAGCUUAUCUGUAAAACAUCCCUUUUCUGAAAAUUUUGCAUUGUUUAAUUUUUUUCCUGAAUAAGUGCUGAAAUCCCAUAUUCAAAAGUGAGUGGAUUAAAUGUUUCCAAGUAUCUAUCUCACUUUUGAGCUUAGUUUUCUGAGCGGCUUAGAAAACUUCUGAAAAUGUUAUUUAAAAUAUUGCAGGCUGCUAUCUCUGAGUCCCUGUAGCUCCCCAGUACAUUUGAGGGCAUUCAGCAUCCAGAGAAACUAAAUAAUAAAUGCGCAUAAUAACAAAUUAUGUAUACAUUAGCAGUGUUUUGCAGUUAAAGUUAGUGAACUAAAUGUUUACACAUCGAGUAGGAUUAACAGUAGGUUUUCUUACUUUUUUAAAAAAAAAAAACAUAAAGCAAACAAAAAUUUGCUGGUAAUUGGAGUGUGUUGCUAAUGCACUCAAUUAAACUUGACCGAGAAGCUUAAAACUUGUCACUUGGAAUAGUUGCAAACUUAAUUUCGUAGCAUGCAUAUACUCCUAGAGCUUACUCCAAGAUUGGAGAUUGGGAGCCAAGUCUCUAGAGACACCGUCACCUUAAGUUUCAGGUGUGUAAGUUGAAGAUUUAGUACUCAUUCAAUCUCAAAAUUGGCUUCCUUGGCCCUGCUUCAAGCAGGGAGUUGAACCAGAUUUCCAGUAUGGAUUAAUUGGUGAUUCUAUAAUCCAUGUUGCCCAACUACCUGCCUAACCCUCCUAGGGCUUAAAGUUGCAGUUCUGGGGACUUGGAGUAGUUUUGUUUUUGUCUGAGCUAGUGAGCUGGAUCAGCUCCCAGAGAGCUGGUACGAGGAUGGGAACGUGAGGUUCAGGGCGAAGGAAGACGGAGCGUGAAGCAGUAGGGCAGGACGGGUGUCCAGAGCCGCCUCUUUGGGCGGCAUCAUGCCAUCGAUCAGCCUGCGCUCCUGUUGAGGAGCUGGGAGGAAAGUUGUCUGCAUCUCCGUGCUGCUGGGUUCCUCCGACCCCUUUUUAUGUUGCAGCCUUGGUAGAGGAUCAGGAUGGUCCUCAGACUGCUUUGUCUAUGGAGCUGAUCAGUAGAUGAUCCCGCCUGGCUUGUGCUUGUGUGUACAAGAGAAGGGACAUAUCUUUUGGCGUCCGGUAAGCAUAUGUCUGUCUGUUUGUCCAGCUCUUAAUCCACAAGCCUGGUGAUGAGCCUACUUUGGGGGGAAGUGAAAUAAUCAGGUUUUGGUUCCUUCCCAGUUUGGAGCAGGAUUUGGAAACCAAGGUUCUCCCUUCUCCAGGGAGCACCUGGUGGUUCGGAUUGUUGUUUAUGGUGAGAUGGAUAGUUACCUCUUCCUGGCUUUCUUCAGGAAAGAUGAUCUACUUCAGCAGUGGGGAGAGGAUUUGAUACCAGAGGUCCUGGGUGGAGGGAGGCAUCCAGCCCAGACCGCUGGGAGGUAGGAUGUCUCGCUGAUGAACACCUCUAGGUAGAAUUGGAUCUUCUGAUAAAGGUCACCAGCCUGGCUGUCCUUGCUCUUCUUGGCAACCACAUAGACCUUCGUAAGAUGGCUGAACCACGUGUGAAGCACCUCAUGAAUUUUUGUAGUUUGCAAUCCAGGUUUAGGUGUUUGGGCAGUUUAGAAACUUGUUUAAGUUGUCCUUGCUAGGCACAGAAGCCUUGACAGCCAUCCCACCUUAAUUCACUGCUGUUCAUGGAUCAGCACUCUUAAAUCCAGCCAGUUCCUUCAGAGAUUAAAAAAAAAAAGAAAAAAAAGAAAAAAAAAAGAAAAACACAAAAAACCCAAUUUUCUUAGUGAGCUCUCUGCAGUCUGCUGGUUUCUGAGGAUCAGGUUUUUGAGCUCCUAAUCUUCCCUGCUGGUUUACUGAGCUGGCUGCUGGGUUAGGGACCGUGAGUUCGCCAUGGCAUUGAAAGAAGUUCCUGAGGCCAAUGCAUGUGUCACUUAAGAGUGCCGCUCGCUUUGUGUGCACAGGGUCUAGAAGACAGCAAUAGUGGAGCCUUUCUCCCCCUCUCACUCCAGCUCUUACCAUAAUUCCCCCCAAAAGUUUGUUUUUCUUUCCUUUCUACAUUUGCCACAGAUUACUUUUGGAAAAGCAAAUUGUGAAUUUAGGGGUAAAGAGCAAAAGUUUGACCUUACAAAUGGAAAAAAAAAAUUAUAUGCACACAACAGUGUCCUCUGUGCCUGCUUUACAUGUGUAGUCUUGUGGCUCCUUUGCACAGAAGGUGAUUGCUGCUGUCCCCCUCAAAAGGGAAGUAAAGGUAUAAUGCACGAAAGCGCUCAUGAAACAAAACUUCUAGGUUUCAUUCCAGGGGUCCUACCAGAAGCGGAAGAGAUGUGCAGCAGGCUUGGUGUCCGUGCUUUGACCAACCUGAGUUGAGACACUCGUGCUCCUAAGUGUUCAAUGUUGGACUGGACUCCAGAUUCACCUCUGCUUCAUUUCUCUAGCCCUGAGGAAGGGACGUCCUGCAGAGCUUUCUGCCUUGUUAGACCACAGUGAGGUCUGUCUGUCUUUAAAUGUUUUACCAGCUGUUCCUCAAGUUUUAGUUAUUGUGAAAUGCUGUGUGAACUUGGCUGUUUCUGGUCAAGUGACUUGCAGUAGCUUUAAGGUACCUUGUCUUUGAACUGAAGCCGAGCUGAUACGAGACUACACCAGAGAAGAGCGGUGAAUCCGAAAAAUGAAGGCAAACUUACAAAAUCAGCUUGCUAAUCACUGCAGGCAAGCUGUAUCCCUUCUGCUUUUGAUGGCACAAAACUCAUGCAGUUUACAUUCUGAAUCAAAAUUCUUGCUGAAAAUAGGAGUUUUCAUCAAAGCUACGGAAAUGCCUGGCUUUCUUUAUAAAUUCCCCUUCCAGAAAACACCAGGCAGCUGAAUUUCCUUUUUGCAAUAUUUUCUCGUGCCUGCAUGACUUGGUAAAUGCACAAGCACAAAAGUGAGGGGUUUAGUUCUUUUCUUCCUUCCCCCCCCCCCCCCCCCCAUUUUGACUGCAGUUUCUCUAGUCGGUUGCAUAAAUACUGUCUUUGUAUGGUCUGAAUGUUUUUUUUGGUAAUACGCAUUUGCCAUGCAAAGUGCAGGAUGCAAUAACAAAUGAAAGCUGUUACAAGUGCCAAACUUCUGUUUUUCUCUAUAUGUAACAAUGAUUUAACUCUUCUGUUAAAAUACAGGGGUGUUUAAAAUUCACUGUGUUCCACAAAGAGUAGUGGUUCUUCAAAUGAAUGCUACUUAAAUCACUGUAAAUCCUUCCAUAUCGUUUUUUUGUUUGUGGUUUUUGUUUUAAUACUCUUCUGCAGGUCUGUGUUACUCUUCACAGCUGCCUUGAAACAUCACUCCAUGUGAUGCAUCUAGACACCUCACUCUUCAUUAGCACACUAGUGCCAUGCAAGUGUAUACUAAAUGGCCGCUGGUGAUAGGUUUUAAUAUUUAAAUUUAGAAAUAUUUGGAUAAAGUGCAAUUCAUCUGAAUUAAUCUUACUGCAGAAGGAAAGUUGUGUCUCAGGAAAUGUGAAUAAGACCAGGGACACAGGCGUAGUUAAGAUGGUAACUUUGAUAUAUUUUUGUGCCCCUCACAGGGACGCUUUCCAAGGAGUUUUGUUUAAUUUAGGGUAUGGAUCCUUUCUGCCUCUGAUGUAAGCAUCAGGACUUUGUUUCUCAUAACUCUUUGCGGUGUUUAAACAACUUUUUCUAGACUGUUCAUUAUGAAGGUGUUUUGCAGUUAGAAGCUACUGGUUCGAGGUUAGUUUGGAGUUUUUUCUUUUAACGUUGAGGAGAUGCAAUGGGUUACAGCCUCUAUGCCAGACAGGGCUGCUGUAGCCUUUUGCUGUUUUCUGUUAUUCUUCCAUGUUUGCUGUUGCAGUUAACAGCUGCGUCAGCAGGAUCUGUGUUUCUGUGGCUUGGUACCUUUGAAAGGAAAAAGAGAGCGCUCCCUAAUCCGUAGGAGCGGGAAGCUGACCCAAUAAAAGCCGAUACCGCUGCAAAGCCAGGAGGAUUCGGGUGAAGCACCGCUCUUUCUGUAGAGGUCGCGUUCACGUGCCCUGAUGCUCAGGUUGAGCAUCUCGUGUGCACCUCUGUGCUCCCCAGCUCCGGGGUGGUUCCUGAGAAACUCCUUACUGGGAGAAGCGUUGCAGCCGGCCUUUGAAGUGGCAGCUCUGAUCGGCCCUGUCCUGCAUGACUCUCUGUAAUUUAACUGCUGCUGUACUUCAGUAAUCAAUUCCUUUAAAUUUUUCAUUACAGCUAAGCUGAAAGAAUAGAUAAAACCUUUCUAAGUGCCUAACUAAAUAAACAUCUGCUAAAAUGGAUUAAAUGUAAUGGAGGAAUUAAGCUUUAAGCUGCUACCAACAGGUGAUAUAUUACAAAUUUGUUGGCAAUACGAAAUCUUAAAGAUUUUUCAGAAUACCUUAAAAUAGCUUAUUCUAGAUAGCUGCUUGUUAUAAAAAUAACCAUAAUAUGUACAGGGUCAGAUUUAGGAAUAAUAUUUGAAGAUUGUGAAAUAACUUGUUAAAAUGUCUAGAAAAGUGAGCUUGAAGAUUGGAACUUUUCAAUGUAAUAGGUUAAAUGUUGUUGCCCAGUAUUUUUGCAGGGUUUCAUGUGGAUGACACCUGCCAGAGUGCUUCAGUAAAUGAACAUGCUCAAUGCAAUUGCUUACCAGUGCCCUUGAAUUUUCAUAAUGAAAUGAGAAUAUACUGAGCCCUUGUAAAAGCUGAUGGAUUAUAUUACAAUAACAAGAUAGGAAGAAGCAUCCCCAAUAUAAGUAAUGUCUAUUAUUUCAUUGAUAAAACAUGAAAAAGGCCUUUUUUUUUUUAAUACCAGUUGCUUCUGAAUUGCCACCUGAUGCCCUUGAUUUUUUUCCUUGCCUUUCCUCCUUUCCAGGUAAUGGCAAGAUAUCUUCUGUUUUUGUCAAGGGCAGUUUCUUUCAUCUGUACUUUUAAACCCUGUCAGAGCUUGUUAGGUAUCAUUUAAGCAGGCUCUGCAGUGGGCUGUUUUUGCAGGUAUAAUUUUGUGUCUGUGAUUUCUGUUAGCAUAAUACUACCUUUACGUAAUUUCAGAAUAGGAAAAAACAGCUCUGGAAGAAUAUUGUACCUGAUAAAAGCAAGGGCUGUUUUGGAAAGUCUACAUUGCUGUAUGCGAUAGGCAGCAUGCUACAAAAAAACUAUCACUGGCAGUUUUUGGAUUUUUCUCAACUUAAUGAUCUCGUGUGUUAAAACUUCGGCCAGCCUGUGUCUGCUUCAUUAAUCUACCCGUAUUAAUGGAAAAACGUAUUAUCAUCUUUGUCACUUGUUUCACUAUUUUUAGUUCUUAAAAAAGCAAAGUCUGUUUAAUUAUUUAGAAGAAGAACAUAUAAAGCUGUACAGCAGGGUAUCUGGCCAGGUGGUCAAGUUGGAGAGAUGUUCUUUAAAGUCUCUUGUUAAAGUUGCUUUCUGAAAGGAAGCCAAGAAGUGUCCCCUUAAGAAACACCUUCUCAUAAACUCUUUUGGACCUGGUCUUAAAUUUUUGUUGGUGAGUGUUAACAUCCAAAAGACUCUUGGAUUGCUUACAGAAAGUGGGGAUUUGUUCUAGUUUUUGCCUGCUUGGAGAGGAAAAAAAAUGCUUAAGUCGAUCUUAAGCUAAGCUUGUGGGUUGUUGUUGCUUUCCUCUCCCUAAAUUCCCAAACCUAAUGAUUGAUCUUGUAGCUGUAAGUUUACAUGUAAGGGUCUGCGUCUAUAUCUUGCAAUAUGUUGCGAGUAUUAUAUUGAUAUCUUAGUUUAAUUGAUUUACGCAGUAAGCUGUGUUCUGGUGGACUUCUAAAAGGUAGCGUUAAUACUGCAGUGUUGGGGGGAGGGAAGUUAUCGGUAAAAGGACAAGAUUCUCCUUAUGCUGCUGCAGCCUUGCCGUGUGCACCUGACAGGGCAGGAGCUGUUCAUUUUGGCACAGAGCUGGUGUAAUUGCUGCCACUUUUGCUGCCCUUGCUGCUUGGAAAAGUGGUGGGUUUGUUGCCCGGGUGCCAGAGGGAUCUCCCAAGCCCGUGUUCGGCUGAGAACUGUGCCCUGCAACACUCGUCACAACCCUGAGGAACCAAAGAUGCAGCCCGCUGGGUGUACCUCACCGUGUCCGCUGCCUCCUGGCCUUGUUUUGUCUUUUGCUUUUGUUAUUGUCACCGAAUCACAAACUGGUUGGGGUUGGCAGUGAUCUCUGGAGUCAUUUGGUUGGAUGAUCCAACCAUCGUGAAUCCAGCCCCAUGGAUGGAGACUCCUCUACCUCGCUGAGCAGCCUGCUCCGGUGUUCAACACAGCGCAGUUUUAAAAAAAAAAAAAAAAAAAAAAAAAAAAAAAAAAAAAAGUCUUAUUUUCAGAUAGAAUUUCCUGUAUUUUGGUUUGUGCCCGUUGCCUCUCGUCCCAUCUCUGGGCACUGCUGGGAAGAGUCUGGCCCUGGCCUCCUUACUGCCCCCAUCUUUAUACGCAUUGACGGGACCCCCGCAGCCUCCUCUUCUCCAGGCUGAACCACCCCGGCUCUUUCAGCCUCUCUUACUAACAGUCCUGUUAACAGGACUCUUGCCCCAAAUUUCCGUCUGAAUCUGUAGCUUUCCGUGUGUGAUAGGACUCAAGAACUUCUGUGGGUCUGAGGAAAUCUGCCUCGGAUCUGAUCUUCCCGCGCGCUGGCUUUCUGCAUGGCUUUGCAUCCUUUGAUUGCGCUCGGCGUGCGUGGGGAGAGUGCUUAGUGGGUGAUGAAAUGACUUUUCAUCAAGCUUAUAAAACUGUAAUGUGGCAGGUUAGGGAUCACCUGAACAGGUUGUGUGUACAACGCCUGUCGCACCCUGCGCUGCAUGGGUUUUACUUGUGGCUGGAAGACUUUGCUUUUUGUCUAUGGAGGAAAGCCCCUGUUCUCAGCCACUCUUCUUUUUCCCCCCUCCCCGUGUCUUUUUUUUAACUGCAUUUUGUCCUUCAAUUAAACACCAAAACCAGACAAGAAGCGAGGCAGAGUGAUGCCAUUGUCCAAGGACAGUUUACUUUAUUUUCAUUUUAAAUGCAUGUUUCUGGAGGAAAAGACCAAGGUUGACCUGCAGCUGCUGUAAAAAAAGAAAAAUAAAUAAAAUUUUAUAUUGCUUGAAAGUAACUACUGCACUUGUAAAUGAGAGAAGCAAUUGAAAGACUGUCCUGAUGGUUUUUAAAUUGGAAAACAUGUCUUUUUUAAAAAAAAAGUCUUUGCUUUGUUUUCUCUCUGCUCUGUGCUGUUUUUCCCUGUGAAGUUGCUCCAUGAUCUCACUCGAGAGCCUCCUCGAUUUUUGUGUAAUGUCUAAUCGGGACUCUUGUGCAUGGAGUUCCCCACUUACACAUCCGAAUACACCCUCGCCUUCCCUACCUGAGAUCAUACUUUUGUCCAUUUCUUUGGGACCUUCAAGUUUGCAGGUUUUGCACAGCUUGAAGAAUAAGAAAACUGCUAGCUUAUUUUUUUCCUGCUCCUAAAGGUGCUAUUUUGACAUAUUUUUGAAUUCCUGACACUGUGCUUGAAUUCUUAAAGUACCAAUGCAAGCUGAUAACCAGCUCAUUGCUUGUUGUGUUUUUUGAGUAUUCAGUACUUUAUGGAAAAUGAUUUUUUUUUUAAGACAGCUCCCUAACUGUUAAAGGCCUUAAUGAUCUGGAAUGAAAUGGGAAACGGCUGCCUUUUUUCCGUUUUUGUUUGUAAAGGCAAAACAAGAAAUGGAGAAAUGGGGAAAUUUUGUCUAAAAUGUUAAGUAGCAGCUUGUAUUAACUUGAAGUGUAGCAAGUAUUAUACCGACCACGCACAAAUGUUAGGCUUAAAAGAGGGGGCUGUACUAACUGGCUAAUUCCAGAGCUUUCAAUGGGCAUCGUGGCGGUUAUUUAGCGAGUAGUGAUCUCCGAGGGGCCGGCUGGGCCGCGGAGAGCGCAGAGGAUCCGCCGAGGUUGGAUCCCGGAUCCUCCUGCUUCGGGAAGGGCUGAGGAGGAGCAGCGCUGCAGCCAGGCUGGUGCUCGGGGGCUGCUUGCGGCUCGCUGGCAGCCUGGGUCAGGAUGGGACCGUCCUGUUCCUUGGUUAAGGGAACCUUGCAAAGGUUUCUGGGCUGAGCAGCGUAGGAGGUCAGCACAGGAGGGCCUGUGUUUGUCCUAGCUCAACCUGAGGGUCGUGGAGGCGAUGGAGCUGUUUCCGCAGGGUGGAACAGUGAGUGUUGGCGUCGGUGUCCGGGGUCUGCUGGCAGCCUGUUCCCCACCCCCUUCUAGAGAGACCCAGCCUGUGUUACUGCUUCCCAGUUUAUGCAUACUUUGGAUUUAAUCAUCUCAAGUGGGAGCCUCAUGAUUUGAGAUUGUCUUCAUUUUGCCUCCAAAAGGAAAAAAAUACCAUAUUUCUUUAUAUUGGAUGCUCUGCCUUAAGCAUUUUCCCUCUGUAAACCAUGUUUGAGUGCCAUGAAUGUCGUAGGUCUGGCUAAAGGACUGAAGUACGCAUUGGGUGAAUGAUCGCUUGUGUACUUAGUCUAAUUUUGUCCUGGACAAAAUCUUCUAUUUUAGCGUAAGAGAAUGAAAUAGCGGCUACGCUGUGUACUCCAGCCGUGAUGUCUGUACUCCUUGAGCCAAGCAACGGGGCGGUGCGGGAACGCGAUGCCUUGCCGGAGCGCCCUGCUGCCGCUCUAGUGACGGUUCGGUCGAACCCAAGGUCUCGGUAAGUGCCGGGAUGUUGUCGGAAUAUAUUGUCGCCUUUUCUGCGGGAAGCACGUCAGGGUGGCGUGGUGGAAACGUGCUCACCUGGCCUUGUUUGCCGCCACCCACGCACAGCCCGCCGGCACGCUCGCCCCAGCUGUCCGCCUUCGGCUGCCGUCUUGCAGAUUUGUUUACUGUUGCAGGCUUUUACGUGUGUCCGUUUUGUGGGUCUUUCCGUGCUCCGGCAUGCUCUGUGGGAAUGAGGCGGUUCCUCGUGGAUGCUUACCCCAAGUCUUCGUGUUGCUUUAAGAUUGGAUUUGUGAGUCGCUUUGGGCCCAGCUUGGGAGCGCUCCCCCGACCUGCCUACGUGGAGGCACUUCUGCUAAAACCAGGGGAAAAAUGAGGAGUAAGCGCUUGUCGGCCUCAAUCAAACUAUGCAAUAAAGACCACUGGAGAGCUGCAUUUUUUCUGAUACCGAAGACGUGUGGCUCUCGUCCUUCCGAGUCCAGGCCUUGGUCCAAGGUUAGGAGAGCUUGUGCUAAGUUGCUGCCCAAGAAUCUUGCAUCCAAAUCGAGUCUUGUCCGCUGUUUUCCCUCCUUUUUUCCCCGCUGGCUGUGCGGUUUGCUGGGUGUUUUGACUUUGAGUAACGUGCUGUCCAAAGUACAUCCCUCCUGUCGUCUUGUUGUCAGCUGGAGCCUGUCCCGUACAUCUGCCCGUGUAGGUCACCCAGCAGUGGACAUUAGGGGCUGCUUCCCAACACCUGCACCUCUGGUGCAGAGUGCAUUGGGCUCUUUUGAUUGUCGCUGGGCCCCUCCAGGUAGAUGUGAGUCCUGCUUGUGUCCCCGUGUUGUUCAGCUGUGUGUCUGGUGCUGACGGUAAAGACUAUCCUUGAAGUCUCAGACGCAGCCUGAGUCGGUCUUUGUUUCCGCUGCUUGUGCAUGCGCGUGUGUGCGUCUCUGUUGCUUCCGUUGCAGUUCGGGGAUUAAAUGCCCGUGUGGUCAGGACUGUUAAAGGUUCUUUGUUUUCCCUUUGUUUCAUUUUCUUUGACGUUUGUUCCGUCUUUCUGUGCUUAUGGUGUUUCCCCUAUUAAAUGCUAUUAAAAUCCAUGCGUCAUUUUCCCCUGGUCCUGCAUCCUGGGGGUAGGUAGCUCUUCUCUACCCGUCUACCAGACUUGCCACCUUCAGACUUGCCACCUUCACGUGCAUUUGUUCAAGUGGUUUCCUUAUAUUGUCAUUUAAAUAACCCCUUUUGUACCUCAUGCUGCUUCUCCUUCCUAAAUCUGUUUACUAUUUUGCCUUUCUUAGUUCAGGUUAACAUUGAUUAAUUUGCCUGACUUGAAAAGGGGUUUCAGUGCGUAAGGCAGGAGAUGAACGCGAAUCUCUUCGGAUAUCCGUGUGUCUCCCUCCCUCGCUCGUACGGUGCAAGGGGGGGGUCAGGCUGUCCCGUUCCUAACCCCGGCUUUUCCACGGGCAGGACCAAGUCUGAAGGUGUCUUUGAUUUCUUUUGUUUAUUAAAAAUAUUUGGAAAUUCUCUUCUUUGGAAGUUGCCAACCCUGAUGAGUCGUUGGCCUGUGGGAAGUUUGUGAUGCUUCCAUAUUCAGCAUUUUUAAUUGAGAAACAGAUUAUUUAUUUUGGAAAAAGAUGUAAAUUCUUUUGUAUUUGUAUGUCAAAGUGGCCUUUAUAGAAAAAGCACAUAAAAUAUUUAGAUUAAAAUUGCUUAGUUCUGUAAUUUUAGUGGGGAUUUUUGUAUUGACAGGGUUUCUAUGCAUUUUUCAAAAUAUACUUGCUGUUUUGUGUUACAAAUUAUCGGUAAUAUUUUUAAAAUGUAUAUUACCACAUUUUCCAUGGUUGAUCCCUUUACUAUCAUUCCUUUUGAAUACUACAAAGAUUUUAAUUAACCCUGUAAAUUAAUUUUCCCCCACAAAUGUAUGCAUAAAGCCAAUGUAGUGAGUUAGAGCAUGGGUGUGUAGCUUUAGGGGAAUAAUUGCAGUAGCGUAGCUUAAUUAUGGAGAGGUUUUUUUUUUUUUUUUUGAGAAGAACAGUAUGCAGUUAAGUAUUGCACUUAAAAGACUAAAUUAGCAAAUUAAGUUUUUGCUGUACCUCACUAGGGUGUUUUUUCAACUUAUUUUUUCCAUCCUAUGUUGUUUACACUCGAGCAUUAUUUAAAUACGUACCAUUUGUGCAGUAUGCAAUUUCUCCUUUAGUUUAUCAGGAUAGUGCUAACGUUAGUGGAUACGGAAGAAUUCCGGAAUAGGUGUGAUAUCGCGAUGGAUACGGCACGGGUUUGGGGGAGGGAGGGGGGAGAAGCUAGAACCGGUAGUAUGCUUUUCCAUUUAAUCAUGUGCACAUUUUCACACUAGCUCAAGUAGUUGAACUUACGGUCGAAUUGUGAGCAAAGUUGGUGCUUUGAGAAGAGGGGGAAAAACCAAGGUGGAGUUUGCAGAACUGCAGGCAAAAAUACGCUUUUGGCUGCACCUACCACCGCGCGUGCGGUUGCCGCGGCUGCCUACGCAGAGCAGAGCCUGGGUCUGAUCCGUGAGACCCUCUGUUGCUGCUCUGACUUCACUUUCUCUGCUCGAGGUGUUAGUGUAAGUCUCGCUGAGCGGAAGCUUCCCCAGGAGCGUUUGUCAACCACCACUUUGGUUUUUAUCUUAGGUAUGGCUUUUAAUUUUGUUUGCAGUUGGGUUAGUGAGAGAUCCUGCAUCGUUCGUAGGCUAGCCUAAGUGCAAGCUUUCAGGCGCAGCAAGGCUAACGUCGCAUGCUACCACGUAUUCUCACAACUGAAGAAAAACGUGCAAUUUUAACGGCACUUUGUGACCUACUGCUGAAACGCUGGGUUUUGCAGUGGAACAAACUCUUAACGAUUGAAAACACUCUGUGACUAGAUUAGAUGCCUUGAAAGGGAAGAAAGGGAGUUAUUCAGAUUGUACCCACAGAACAAAAAUUUUAAGAGCUUUGUGAUCUAUUAUUAGAAAAAUAUAUAUUCCUUGGUCUGCUUUAGUUGCCAUAAAUUGCCCAGUGCAGAGUCUGGUCCACCUCCAUCCAUUUAUUUUCGCGGAGUAAUCCUACACAAACUUGUGACAGCAAAGCAGGGAACUGCUGGGUUAUUUAUCGGUAACCUGUCUCGCAGGAUCGUUUUGUGGCUCACACAUGAUACAAAAAGGGACAUGGGACUUUUCCUGGAUUAAGUAGCACUUGCUUUGUUUACAUGUUCAGUAUAGCGUCGGGUGAGUAAAGGGAGGUUCCCUUUUUAAAGUAUUUGACUUGUGCUUUGGGGACUUAGUUGACACUGUGCAAAUUGUGCUGUAAUAUUGUACCAAGGAUCAGUGGAAGUGUUUUAUCUUUUUUAAUGUUGUUUGUACUUGACCGGGUUUUAUAAGUGUAAGAAAACAGAGUGUUGUAUUUUGAUCUGAAAUUUGCGUAUGGUAAAGUAACUUUGCUUUAUGUAUUGGAGGUUUGUUGAGAACUUGAAUUAUUUUAUAGAAGGGUACAGACCAAAAUUAAUUGUCUUAAAGGUGUUUAAUAAACUAACCAAAUAAAACACUUGAUGGUUUGAAAACUUG
Messenger RNA from Dromaius novaehollandiae (emu), 15982 nucleotides. It is a transcript of the gene GAN, whose product is annotated as gigaxonin. NCBI's taxonomy places the organism in Eukaryota, Metazoa, Chordata, Aves, Casuariiformes, Dromaiidae. The record is from RefSeq and is a predicted model, not a curated record. Gene Ontology annotation, molecular function: protein binding. The coding region runs from base 115 to 1908 and encodes 597 amino acids. Gene Ontology annotation, biological process: cytoskeleton organization. The transcript has 11 exons.